Messenger RNA from Trematosphaeria pertusa, 1703 nucleotides. Its product is annotated as carbohydrate esterase family 1 protein. Lineage: Eukaryota; Fungi; Ascomycota; Dothideomycetes; Pleosporales; Trematosphaeriaceae. The coding region runs from base 199 to 1245 and encodes 348 amino acids. The transcript is spliced from 2 exons. The record is from RefSeq and is a predicted model, not a curated record. Gene Ontology annotation, molecular function: feruloyl esterase activity.
GACAUCACUUCGUCCUCACAAUGCGAAACACGAACGCGGAAGUGAGGGGUUGAUGGAUAAACAGUCCAAUGAAAGUUACUCAAACGUACCAAAACGGUAGAGCUUGCGAGGUCACGUUUCUCGCCUCUGACUGCUCCACGGAUGAUAGCAUAUAACAUAAGAGACGCUGCAAAGCACAAGAGCUAAAAGGCCAGAACAAUGAAGACCAAUCGCCUCGUCUUCGCAGCAAUCGCAGCUUGUCUAAGUCUUGUCUCCUCCACCUUCGCUUGGCAACGAGGGAGCUCAGGAUGCCAUAAACCACUCCCUGAGGUCCUCACCCCCGGCGGUCCUUCCAAGAACCUCACACUAGAUUCGAAGUCGCAAAUUGGUACUAUAGUAACCCGUCGAUUCCUUACAUACCUACCAGAGAACUACUCAAAGAAGAAUCGCGACGUCGCUCCAUUGAUUCUAGCCUUCCACGGCCAGACCCAGCCAACAUGGAGCAUGGAGAACAUCACUGCUCUGUCCACACCCUACUUCAAUAGAGAUGCUAUUGUAGUCUAUCCAGAGGGGUUGAACUACAAGUCUCCCGGACAACAAUGGCUCGGCGACCCCGAAGCGCCUCCGUCCUCUGUGGUCGACGACCGCAUCUUUGUAGAAGAGCUUCUCGACUACCUCACUUCGACUUUCUGUGUCGACGAAUCGCGCAUUUACGCCACUGGGCUUUCGAACGGAGGCGGUCUGACGAAUCUACUAGCCUGCACACCAGCCCUCAACCGCCGCAUCGCCGCCUUCGCAGCUGUAGCGGCGGCUUUCUACACAGAUGCAUCACUCACAGAACCGCUCUUCGGCGCAGGCUGCGACCCCCAUCUCUCGUACGGCCGCAAGAUCCCCAUAAUGGAAAUGCAUGGCCUCAACGACUCCAUCAUCGCAUACGAUGGCGACAACACCCCAGCUCCGAAUACGAUCCCGCUCCCUGAAUGGGUCGCCGCCUGGGUCGAGAAAGAAGGCUGCGGGGACAGGGAACCAAAAGUGGACAUCUUAGACGGCGGGAACGUGACGAAGAGUAGCUGGAGCUGCGGAGGUUGGAAGGAUGUCUUCGUGCAUUAUCGGAUUGAUAAGUUUGGGCAUGGGUGGCCUAGUACGGUGUGGCAGGGCGAGCCUUUUGAGAAUUUGAGGCUGGGUCCUACGAUGUGGAAUGCUACGAGUGUUAUCUUGGAGUGGUUUGGGAGGUGGAAGUUGGAGCCGGUGAGGGAGUUGAAGUAGGAAGUAGGGUGUUGAAUCGCGAUGUCGUACCGCAGGGUGCCGUAGGAGAGGGCGGUUUGUGAGCGCGAUUACGGGUCGCUCACACACCAAGCGCAGUACACCGAACGCAGCAGGAGGACUAUUAGAGACUGCGGGGUGCCGGAGUCUGGUAUUGCUCCCUUGCUUUAUGCCGUCUCACGCGACCGGUCGCAAGUAAAGCAUGCAAUUCCCUGCUGUCUCACAUCUCUUCCAUGCUCUCGAUCCACUCGGAGAAAUCCAUAGGAUGGCUGGGCCGCGGGGCGAGAAUAUUAGUGAAACCGCGUUCUCGUGAUGCGGGCGUUGGUGUUGACGCGGCUAUCACCCCAGCAACCAUCUUCCCAAAAUAAACCACGCGAGCCCACUGAUUGACCACCAGGCCGCCCGCUACAUCUGUCUCGACCUUAUCUCCAACAUUGUAUCACUUCCUCUCGAGCCCAUUA